This is a messenger RNA of Cucurbita maxima (winter squash), 1138 nucleotides long. RefSeq lists its product as uncharacterized. Lineage: Eukaryota; Viridiplantae; Streptophyta; Magnoliopsida; Cucurbitales; Cucurbitaceae. The coding region runs from base 107 to 712 and encodes 201 amino acids. The record is from RefSeq and is a predicted model, not a curated record. The transcript has 5 exons.
AUGAGGAAGAAGAAGAAGAAACCAAAAUCAUAGAGAUGAUGGCGAUUCGCUGUUUUCAGAGCAAAUCUUUCAGUGUUUACUGAAUUUUCCACCCAAUUUUCAAAUCAUGUCGUUCUCUUCCACCUUCUUACAUUCCUUCUCAAUCCCCAAAUGCUCCAUUUCUUCUUCUUCUUCUUCUUCUUCUUCUUCUUCUUCUUCCUCACUGCCCACGUCCAGAGAUCCUGCCGCUACUUCUCAACUUCCUACCGGAAUUCGACUCCGGAGAGGCUCCGCCGGUCGGGUUUUGGACUCGAAGUCCAUCCUGGUUUUGCUCGGCACUGGUUUCACUCUCUCCCUUCUUGAACCUGCAUUGCCUUCUGCUGCGACGGAAUUCCAGUCUUCGCUUCUGUUUAACGAGCCCCAGAAUGCUCUGUCCUUGCCCACCUGGGCCAUACAUGUUUCCAUCGUCGUUGAAUGGAUUGCAGCAAUGGCUUUGGUGUGGCAGUAUGGAGAGAAAUCUGGCAAUGAGUCUUGGAAAGGACUUUCUUGGGGAAUGGUACCCUUGCUAGGUGGAGCAUUUUGUGCUUGCACAUUGCAUUUUUUCUACAAUUCUGAGUCUCUUGAGGUAUUGGUGCCCCUUCAGGCAAUGCUAACGGUUAUAGGAAAUGCUACAAUGUGCAUUGCUGCAUUUCGCAUAUACAAAUCAUCACAAGAGCGUUCAAAGAACUUGUAAAGGAAACUCAAGUCUCUGUUACACUAACUGACAAAAUCAAAAGAGAUUCAUGGUUAAGCGUGUUUUACUUGGAGCAAUUCUAUGUUAGAUGACUUCAUAAGAAUUUUUUUGGAUGCAUGUGGGUGAGAACAAAAUAUGCUGAAAAGACUCGUGUUGGUCUGUGGGGAUAGUCUUCACUCUUAAGAAGCGAGGAUUAGGUAACAUGACUAUGUCGCAAGAGAAUGUCGGGACUAUCAGGUGUUGAAUCCUUAUCUGAAUCAUGGGCAUGAAACGUUACAAAUAGAGACUAAAUAAAGAAAAGGUCAACCAUGACAGAUUUUCCCUAAAAAAAAUGUAAUUUAUAGUUAAAGAGGUAAGGGUUGUCGGUUAAAUGUCGUCCCAAGCAAUUAUGUUUGAAAAACAGCUCCCUUUCCGACCAACAACAAU